This is a messenger RNA of Dendrobium catenatum, 2320 nucleotides long. RefSeq names its product putative NAD kinase 3. The record is from RefSeq and is a predicted model, not a curated record. Gene Ontology annotation, molecular function: NAD+ kinase activity. The transcript is spliced from 12 exons. NCBI's taxonomy places the organism in Eukaryota, Viridiplantae, Streptophyta, Magnoliopsida, Asparagales, Orchidaceae. The coding region runs from base 217 to 1818 and encodes 533 amino acids. Gene Ontology annotation, biological process: NADP+ biosynthetic process; NAD+ metabolic process.
UUGGAAAAUUUCGUUAAUUUUUUCCGUGGGAAACGUUAGAAGGUCCGUGGGAAAUGCUUGAAGGAGGUGAUAUCUGAGAUAGAUGGAGUAGUCAAUAACUACUUCAUUUAAUAGUGGAGUAGAUCGUAGCUGCCGUUGAGCUGCCAUUGCUCUUUCUCUCUCUCUUUUUUCAGAGUGCGCCACCGUCGUACGCCGCCGCCGUACCUCGCCUUUUCAAUGUAUCCCGAAGAAUCGAUAUCUCAGAUGGUAUCUGAUGGUAGAAUGACACGUGAUCUUCCUUUUCCUUUGGAAGAAAUUGGUUUUUCCAACAUGUCGUCCUCCUUAAAUCCAGCGAGAGGAGAUCAUGAAUUUUUGGAAGAUCCACCCACUAGUGCACGUGAUGAGCAUCUGGUUGAAAUCUCUGAGGCUCUUAGAACUGUUGCAAAGGCAUUGAGGCGGGUUGCAGAAGGAAAAGCUUCAGCACAAGCAGAGGCGGCUAGUUGGAAGCGUAAAUAUGAACUAGAGAAGGAGCGGAAUUCUAGUCUUAAACAUCAAGAAGCAACAAAAAUAUGCCAUAGUGGUUCUAGAGAGGAGGAGACAGAAAAUCUAAGGAAUGAAUCAUUGGUGCAUGAUUCUUCACCUGAGAACAGCGUGCAUUGUUGUGGGAAAGAUGGGAUUUGCUCGCAUGAAACUCUUGGAGAUGGGGCAGUUGAUGCCGUUUCUAACAAGCAACGCAGGAUGGUUACAAGGAAGGCAAGUUUCAGGCUUGCAUGGGGAUGUAAUGGUUACAGUAGCGGUCAGCAUAAGCACGAAGUUGUCUCUUUUGAGAAAGGAAAUAUAACCACUGCAGGGCGCAGCAAUAAGCAGAUUCUACUAAAGUGGGAAUCCCAGCCACAAACAGUGCUUAUUUUGGCUAAGCCAAAUUCCAACUCUGUUCGUUCUUUAUGUGCUGAAAUGGUCAGAUGGCUGAAAGAUGAAAAGAAAAUAAAUGUUUUUGUUGAGCCUCGAGUGAAAAUUGAGCUUCUUAGUGAAUCUUCGGACUUCAACCUUGUUCAGACAUGGAAAAAUGAUGAUGAAAUAAAGGACCUUCACUCGAAGGUUGACUUGGUUGUUACUCUCGGUGGUGAUGGAACUGUUCUUUGGGCUGCUUCAAUGUUCAAAGGGCCAAUUCCUCCUGUUGUUCCAUUUUCUUUAGGAUCACUGGGUUUCAUGACCCCUUUUCAAAGUGAAAACUAUAUAGAGUAUUUGGACGCAGUAUUGAAGGGACCCAUGAGCAUCACAUUACGUCACCGGCUGCAAUGCCAUGUUAUUCGAGAUGCUGCCAAAGAUGAAAUAGAAACUGAAGAACCCAUUCUUGUCCUUAAUGAAGUCACGAUUGACAGGGGAAUGUCUUCAUACCUUACUUAUCUAGAAUGCUACUGUGAUAGCUCCUUUGUUACGUGUGUGCAAGGAGAUGGAUUAAUAUUAUCAACAACAUCUGGUAGUACAGCCUACUCACUUGCAGCUGGAGGAUCAAUGGUCCAUCCACAGGUUCCUGGUAUUCUAUUCACUCCAAUCUGUCCUCAUUCUCUUUCAUUCCGGCCGCUGAUACUACCGGAGUAUGCGACGCUGAGAGUUCAAAUUCCUUUGAACAGCAGAGGACAGGCGUGGGCCUCUUUUGAUGGCAAAGACAGGAAGCAAUUGGCCCCUGGUGAUGCUCUCAUCUGCAGCAUGGCUCCUUGGCCAGUCCCCACAGCAUGCCAAGUUGAUUCCACCAAUGACUUCCUGCGAAGCAUCAAUGAAGGCCUCCAUUGGAAUUUAAGGAAGAUUCAAUCAUUUGAUGGUCCUCGCGAUUUGUAGCUUCCACUGUGGCUCUAACCAUUAUUAUGCAAUCCAAUGAGUUAAGAUCCUGCUGCUUCCUUACUGAUUCCAGCUGAAUAAUUCCCAAAGCCAAGGUAAGAACGAGUCAUCUCAACUUUGAAUUGGGAAAAAAAAAUCAAACAGUUUUAUGAAUAAAGUUAUUGUGAGUGUUGUUUUUGAUGACACUCAGAGUUUGAUUAGAAUAGAAUAUUAGAGGUUCAUAGAUUUAGGUUUAGGGUUUCUCAACGGUCUCUAACAAACCAAGAGCCUCUUUUUAACUAUUGUUUUCUCAUGAAUAGAACAAUCUAGAAGUCAUUUGGUUACAAUAUUGCUUAUAAUAAAUGGGCGAGUUUUUAUUAGAGGUUAUUAUUGAAUUACCAAGUGUCAAAUUAUGAUUGAAGGAAAGAUAAUUCUUUCAGAAUAAAUGUCUGGUUAGGGCUAAUUUUUGUUGAACAUGUUUAUGAAAUUUCAUUAUUGAAGUCUCUCUCAUGAUUUUUGUCUA